Esox lucius (northern pike) is the source of this 1460-nucleotide messenger RNA. It is a transcript of the gene rbfa, whose product is annotated as ribosome binding factor A. The transcript has 7 exons. Gene Ontology annotation, biological process: rRNA processing. The record is from RefSeq and is a predicted model, not a curated record. The coding region runs from base 89 to 1207 and encodes 372 amino acids. NCBI's taxonomy places the organism in Eukaryota, Metazoa, Chordata, Actinopteri, Esociformes, Esocidae.
GUCUUCAGACAGACAUUACUAGUUGCGCGUUGCGAAGUUUGACGUGCUAGGCAGUGUGUAAUCCGCGGCUUUGAAUAAACGAUUAAUUAUGUUUGCUAUUAAUACAUAUUCAGGACUUAAAAAAUGUCUUGUUCUUCAGCACUACGCAAGUAGUAGUAUGGCUUUGGAAAAACUGAACAGUGUCUGUCAUAUUUCUCCUCAGCAGCAUCGAUUCCAUAAUUUGACAUUCCUCGAACUGGGCAAAAACCAUUGCCUUACAUUAGCUCGCCACGAAAGAGAUUUCCACACCUCCUGCCGAUGUCCUGCUAAAAACCUGAUGAAGAAGUUCAUCAACAAAACGAAGAAGAAACUCUGGUAUGAAACACCCCCACAGGCUAAACCAUCCAGUCAGGUCAUUGCUCUGAAGCCGCAGAAGAAACAGGGACAAGAAGACAACAUGCGCAUCAGAAUCCUCAACUCUAUCCUGUACAAGGCCAUCACUGAUCUGCUGACCUCCCCUGAGGUCAACGCCGAGAUUUACAACUACGGCGUGGAGAUAUCAAGGGUCUCGCUGUCUGCAGACUUCUCCUGUUGUCGGGUGCACUGGAAAACCAGUGGCGUCUCAGAGCAGGAUGGCCAGAUUCAGCAAGCCUUGGACAGGAGUGGCCCUCGUAUAAGGUACCUCAUUAUGACCCAUCAAACUCUCGGUGGCGUUCCUCCUUUGGUUUUCAUCAAAGAUAAAGCAUAUGCAGCCAUGUCCGAGAUUGAACAUCUGCUCCAAAAGGCUGACUUUGGACCUGAAGACAUGGAAGGAAAAGACGGACCAGGAGAACAGCGAGCAGUGGAAGCAGUACCCCUUACCACUCCUAAAAAACCUGUUCUGUUUGGGGUGGAUCAUGAAGCUCUACACAAGCAGAUCCAGGAAUAUAAACUGAGAACCAAAUCCACCGUCACACAGACACCCGAGCUAAAGAGCUCAGAUGACAGCCCAGACACCCCGUUAGCAGACCUGACACGACAGCAGUUGGAGGUUCUGGCAGAGUACAGGAAGAGGAGGAUUAUGGAAAAGAAGAAGAAGUCCAGGCGGCCCAUCGAUGAUGAUAUCACGCCCAAGGAGUACCUGCUGGCCAGACACAGUCAGGGUCAGGAAGGGGAGGAGUGUGAGCAGUUCCAUCUGGAAGACUCCCAGAUCAAGGAACUGAUGGCUGAAGAGAACAAAUCCUCCUAGCACACCUGGAUUAACAGAAAUCUAGUGUUACUAGUGUUACUAAUAACUGAAGUUUGGUUGGUCUUUUCUUCUUUCAGUCUGCUGAUUCCUGUUUGUGUGUGAAUGUUUUGUUCAUAAGCAUGAUUCCUGUUUGUGAAUGAUUCUUCCUUAGGGGUGCAUCUUUUGUGUCUGUGUUGUUUCACGCAGAGGAUUCCACAGGGAACGUUUAGUAAAUGGGUGAAUCGUCAAAUUUCAAUAAACACAUUUGCCAUGA